Molecule: messenger RNA, 1877 nt
Organism: Populus trichocarpa (black cottonwood)
Lineage: Eukaryota; Viridiplantae; Streptophyta; Magnoliopsida; Malpighiales; Salicaceae
Product: glutamate--glyoxylate aminotransferase 2
Exons: 14
Coding region: 261-1706 (481 amino acids)
Biological process (GO): biosynthetic process; photorespiration
Molecular function (GO): L-alanine:glyoxylate transaminase activity; pyridoxal phosphate binding; L-alanine:2-oxoglutarate transaminase activity
Source: RefSeq, a predicted model, not a curated record
AGUCCAGAACAAGUCCAAAUUUCAGUGGCUCUGGUGCUGCCAAUAUUGAGUGCAUGUGCUGACUGCUGCCACAUAAUAAAAAAUAUAUGUAUAUCCUCACAACCAGAUUUUUUUGCUGACACAAAAAAGAAAUUCUGCUCUUGUGCAUGCAGCAUAGUUUAGUUCCUGUCUUUGCCCGCCCAAGCAGAAAACACACACGUGAAUCUCCCUUACCAAAACAGUGUCAUAGCCAGACCGGGUGAGAAGGUAGACUAACUGUCAUGGCACCUAGAGCAUUAGACUAUGAAUCGUUGAAUGAAAAUGUCAAGAAGGUUCAGUAUGCUGUUAGAGGCGAGUUGUAUCUUCGAGCUUCUGAGCUCCAGAAGGAAGGGAAGAAGAUUAUUUUCACAAAUGUCGGCAAUCCUCAUGCGCUUGGACAGAAGCCACUUACCUUUCCUCGCCAGGUGGUUGCUCUCUGCCAAGCUCCAUUUCUAUUAGAUGAUCCAAAUGUAGGAUUGUUUUUCCCUGCGGAUGCAAUUGCAAAAGCUAAACAUUAUCUUGCUAUGACUAUUGGUGGUCUAGGUGCUUACACUGACUCCCGAGGUAUGCCGGGAGUUAGGAAGGAGGUAGCAGAUUUCAUUGAAAGGCGUGAUGGAUAUCCAAGUGACCCAGAACUCAUAUUUCUCACUGAUGGUGCCAGCAAAGGUGUUAUGCAGAUCUUGAAUACUAUUAUCAGAGGUGAAAGUGAUGGGAUUUUGGUUCCAGUGCCACAGUACCCACUUUACUCUGCUGCAAUUUCUCUAUUUGGGGGCUCCCUUGUUCCAUAUUUUCUAGAAGAGACAGCAAACUGGGGUCUUGAUGUAAAUGACCUGAGACAGUCAGUUGCACAAGCUCGCUCUAAAGGAAUAACUGUAAGAGCAAUGGUGAUUAUUAACCCAGGCAACCCCACUGGUCAGUGUCUUAGUGAAGCUAAUUUAAGGGAAAUUUUGCACUUCUGUUACCAAGAAAACUUGGUUCUUCUUGGAGACGAAGUUUAUCAGCAGAACAUUUAUCAGGAUGAGCGUCCUUUUAUCAGUGCUAGAAAGGUUUUGAUGGGCAUGGGGCCACCCGUAAGCAAGGAAGUUCAGCUCAUUUCUUUCCACACCGUGUCCAAAGGAUAUUGGGGUGAAUGUGGGCAGCGGGGUGGAUACUUUGAGAUGACCAACAUUCCUCCAAAGGCUGUUGAUGAGAUUUACAAGGUUGCAUCAGUAUCACUCAGUCCAAAUGUCCCUGCACAGAUAUUCAUGGGGCUGAUGGUCAACCCGCCUAAACCUGGAGAUAUUUCAUAUGAGCAGUUCAUUAGGGAAAGCAAAGGGAUCCUGGAAUCUUUAAGGAGAAGAGCUAGGAUGAUGACUGAUGGAUUCAACAGCUGCAGAAAUGUGAUAUGCAAUUUCACAGAAGGUGCCAUGUAUUCAUUUCCUCAAAUAAGACUGCCACCUAAAGCAAUAGACGCUGCCAAAAUGGCUGGAAAAGUUCCUGAUGUUUUCUACUGUCUCAAGCUUUUGGAGGCCACUGGCAUUUCCACUGUCCCUGGUUCAGGAUUUGGACAGAAAGAAGGGGUAUUCCAUUUAAGAACCACCAUUUUACCGGCAGAGGAAGACAUGCCGGAAAUCAUGGACAGUUUCAAGAAGUUCAACGAUGAGUUCAUGGAGCAAUAUGAAGGCCACGGUGGUUAUUCAAGGUUGUAAGAAAUUCUUCAAAUUCUGCAAAUUGUAUCAUAUUAUUGGGCAGUUCAAGCCGUUUGGUAAAUGCUUCCUUGAAUUGCCUGGAUUUGGCUAUGUAAGCUAAAGUCUGUUGACGAUUCUUUCUGCUGCUAAUGAUGACUCAGACAUCAAUCGUCUGCAUGAAUACCUGCUCAA